Toxorhynchites rutilus septentrionalis is the source of this 2251-nucleotide messenger RNA. Its product is annotated as sentrin-specific protease 1-like. The transcript has 7 exons. Gene Ontology annotation, molecular function: deSUMOylase activity. The record is from RefSeq and is a predicted model, not a curated record. Gene Ontology annotation, biological process: protein desumoylation. Gene Ontology annotation, cellular component: nucleus. Lineage: Eukaryota; Metazoa; Arthropoda; Insecta; Diptera; Culicidae. The coding region runs from base 249 to 2231 and encodes 660 amino acids.
CUAAUGCUUGUGUCAAGAAUCGCGUCGUCUUUCAGUGUUGAGAAGCUCUCGAAAAACUAAUUUCUUUUUGAGGUUUUAAGGCGAAAAAAUAUAUUUAUUUUAUAUAAUAGACACUGGUGAAACGGUAUAUUAUGAAUUACCGCAACAAAAAACGUAAAGGUGAUCGAGUUUAGAGUGGAAUUGUGGAAGUUGAAUUCGACGCAGACUGACGCGAGCAAGAGACAUACUGUUUCUUCCGAAUUGUCGGUAUGUCGGUGGCGUCGAUGCUCUCACGUUUUAAACAGUAUCUAGAGGGUCGAAAACGGAAAAGCGAAGAGCCGUCAGAAGCAUCAACAACAACAACUUUCGCUAAAUAUCGUCGAGUAGCGGAUGAUUUUCCCAAAUUUAUAUCAACUCCGUUAAAUAAUGAUUUGCAUUCCAAGUCGGAUUUAGUUACACAUAGAUUAAAGAACACGCAGUAUAUUCGUAAACCAAUGUCAGGAACAAAUAACAAUGACCAACAGAGUGCGUAUUUUUGCGGAUCUUCGGGGAAAACACGGCUGGAGUUUGCCGAUAUAGAGUUUUCCGACGAUGAAGACGAGUUAGAUUGGAUCAACCGCCAGCACAAACCAAACAAUCGAAGCAAUAAAAACGAGGAUAAACCUAACUCAGCAGCAAUUGCGCGACGUCCUCCACCUCUUGCCAAACUGAGAACUUCCACUGCACCCGUUCCUCCGUUGUAUCCCAUUAGGACACACUUGGUGAACGGGAAUUCUGAGACACACAGUAAACAACAUGAUGCUUUUAAGAAGCCUGCGGUUUUGAAAUCUCAGCAGCAGCAACAGCAAACCAAGCGCAAUUCAAUUAUUGCACAGAAGUAUAAUUUGGAUGAAGUGAACAAUUAUCGCGCUUUGUUGAAACGAUUGCUGCCGAAUUUAUACUCACCAGAGGAGCCUAAAAGCAGCUUCGCUAACUCACGGAAAAACUCUCUGCUGGCUGAUGACUUUAAUCUGUCCUCGUCAACAGCAAUCAAUUCUAGCCAUGCGGAACAGCAAAAAGCUGGACCCUCAUCCAGCUCGAUACGUUCGAUCCCGGUGAUAGAUUUGUCGCUGGAAGAAAGCGAUUUAGAGGGAAGAAAAAAAAGCACAAGUCUGUUCACUACGGUUGAUUUAUCGCAAUAUGAUGUCACAACUAAUGACGAAGCAGCCACCGCGACGCAAGUUGUCGACCCAGUUAAUACGUUACGGGAAAAGCUCCAAACUAAUAGUAAGUUCCGAGAUGAUAUCGUUGAGAAUGUUCAACGAAAAUACUGCAGCACCUCGACUCAAAGAAAAGACCUAAUCGAACAAGAGCGUGAAAAAAGCAGCAUCAGUGCCAUACGAUUUAAUGAUGUACACAAGCCAUCCCACAACUGUAAACGUUUUCAUCCUGCUUUCAGUUUAAAGGAGCUGCGAAAAAAUACGCAACAAUAUGAAGGAACGUUCGAGAGGAAGUUGGGUGAUUUUAUGCUCAAAUUUGACACCAUCGUGCUGGAUGAGGAGGAACCGAAAGAGGAAGAGGAAGCAUAUCCGGAGUUGACAGAGGAGCAUCAGGGCGUGAUCAAGCGGGCGUUAUACGGCGGUUCACGGACAGAGGUUAUUGUCAGUAAAUUUAACAUUAGCAUUACCCGCAACGAUUUGGCCACACUCGUCGGAGACAACUGGCUGAAUGAUGAGGUUAUCAAUUUCUACAUGAACCUCCUGAUGGAACGAAGCGAGCAGGGAGCUGAUGAUGGACUGCCACGUGUGUACGCAAUGAAUACAUUCUUUAUUCCAAAAUUGCUGUCUGCCGGUCAUGCUGGCCUGAAGCGAUGGACCCGGAAAGUGGACAUCUUUACGUACGAUAUAAUUCCGGUUCCUGUACACGUUGGCCGUGUGCAUUGGUGCAUGGCGAUCAUUGACUUGAAGAAUAAAUCCAUUAGAUACUACGAUUCCAUGGGUACUCCAAACAAUUCGGUACUGAAUGCGUUGGAGCAAUAUCUCCGGGAUGAAUCACUCGACAAACGAAAGAAACCGUUCGACACCAGCGGAUUUGCCAAGCAAAAUAUGAGCGAAUGUCCACGCCAAAUGAAUGGAAGUGAUUGUGGCGUUUUCAGUUGUAUGUUUGCUGAGCACGAGAGCAGGAAUCGAGAAAUUGAAUUUACCCAACAACAUAUGCCGUAUUUCAGACAAAAAAUGAUGUAUGAAAUUUCUCAAGGACGAUUGUUGACAUAAAUUGGUCGAGUUGUGCUUCA